AUGUCCACCACGAUUUGCCAAGUAAUGGGCCUUUUUGUCUCAGCCUUGGGCUUUGCUGGCUGCAUUGUUGCCACAGCAUUGGAUACAUGGAGCACCCAGGACUUAUAUGACAAUCCAGUGACAUCGGUAUUCCAAUAUCAGGGCCUCUGGAGGAGCUGUGUCAGUCAGAGUUCGGGUCUUACAGAAUGCCGGCCUUAUUUCACAAUUCUUGGGCUUCCAGCAAUGUUCCAGGCUGUGAGAGCGCUGAUGAUUGUGGGCAUUGUGCUUGGUGCUUUUGGCCUCCUGGUGGCUAUUUUCUCCCUGAAAUGUUUACGGAUUGGCAACAUGGAGGACUCUGCAAAAGCUAACAUGACUCUGACUGCUGGAAUAUUGUCUAUUGUUGCUGGUAUCUGUGCUAUCUGUGGAGUGUCCGUUUUUGCCAACAUGCUUGUCACAAACUUUUGGAUGUCAACAGCUGGCAUGUAUCAAUCAGGAAUGAUGUCACUCCAAGUGAGAUACACAUUUGGUUCUGCACUGUUUGUUGGAUGGGUGGCCGGUGGCUUGGCCUUCAUUGGAGGCAUUAUGAUGUGCAUUGCCUGUAGAGGACUGGUCCCAGAGGAAACCCAUUAUAAGGCAGUGUCAUACAAGUCUGCUGGAUACAAGUCUGGAAUUGGAUAUGAGACCAAGAAGACCCCAGUAAUUGACAAUACCACUGUCAAAAGUGAUGAAGGGAGACGCCCUUACCCUUCAAAAUAUGACUAUGUAUAG
Messenger RNA from Varanus komodoensis (Komodo dragon), 747 nucleotides. RefSeq names its product claudin 18 (gene CLDN18). The coding region runs from base 1 to 747 and encodes 248 amino acids. Lineage: Eukaryota; Metazoa; Chordata; Lepidosauria; Squamata; Varanidae. The record is from RefSeq and is a predicted model, not a curated record. Gene Ontology annotation, molecular function: structural molecule activity. The transcript is spliced from 5 exons. Gene Ontology annotation, cellular component: bicellular tight junction; plasma membrane. Gene Ontology annotation, biological process: bicellular tight junction assembly; cell adhesion.